Messenger RNA from Fusarium keratoplasticum, 2505 nucleotides. RefSeq names its product Nudix hydrolase domain-containing protein. The transcript is spliced from 2 exons. Gene Ontology annotation, biological process: deadenylation-dependent decapping of nuclear-transcribed mRNA; nuclear-transcribed mRNA catabolic process, nonsense-mediated decay. Gene Ontology annotation, molecular function: 5'-(N(7)-methylguanosine 5'-triphospho)-[mRNA] hydrolase activity; manganese ion binding; RNA binding. Bases 1 to 2505 code for a protein of 834 amino acids. The record is from RefSeq and is a predicted model, not a curated record. NCBI's taxonomy places the organism in Eukaryota, Fungi, Ascomycota, Sordariomycetes, Hypocreales, Nectriaceae. Gene Ontology annotation, cellular component: cytoplasm; P-body.
AUGGCCGAAUCACAGAUGCAGUUAGAGGAUUGGCUGGACGACCUCUGCGUCCGCUUCAUCAUCAACCUCCCGCAGGAGGAUCUCUCCUCCGUCGCGCGGAUAUGCUUCCAAGUCGAGGAAGCUCAGUGGUUCUACGAGGAUUUUAUUCGUCCACUCGACCCGACCCUGCCGUCCAUGACGCUGCGCACCUUUUGCCUUCGCAUCUUCCAGCACUGCCCUUUGUUGGCCAACUUCUCUGUCGAAAACCACACCAAGGCAUUUGAAGAGUUCCUCGAAUACAAGACCCGAGUUCCGGUUCGGGGUGCUAUCUUGUUGAAUGAGGCUAUGGACUCGACUGUGCUGGUCAAGGGAUGGAAGAAGGGCGCCAACUGGAGUUUUCCACGAGGCAAGAUCAACAAGGAUGAGGAUGAUCUUGACUGCGCUGUUCGAGAAGUCUACGAAGAGACAGGUUUGGACCUACGAGCCGCUGGGUUGGUGCCUACCGAUCAUAGACCCAAGUACAUCGAGAUUGCGAUGCGCGAACAGCAUAUGAGGCUCUACGUCUUUCGCAAUGUCCCGAUGGACACCAAGUUCGAACCGAAAACCAGGAAGGAGAUCAGCAAGAUUCAAUGGUACAACCUGUCCGAGUUACCUGCUUUCCGCCGGAAGAACAACCAACAGCAGGACACGGCUGCUAUUCCCAACGCCAACAAGUUCUACAUGGUUGCUCCGUUUUUGGUGCCCUUGAAGAAAUGGGUCGUCUCGCAGAAGAAGAUUGAUGCGAGAAAAGCGGCCAGUGGCUCUCACCCUCACCGAGCUAUUGACGAAGCUCAUCUUGAGGACGAUGCAUGGAAGACCGACACCGGUGCCGAAACUGCCGACCAGGCGCCAGCCAUAGACACACAUCAAGGUGCUGAACAGGAGCUUCAUCGGCUGCUGAAGAUACAGCAACCCACUCAGGGCUUGCAGGCACCUACAGCUCCUACUCAACAGGAUAAAGGCAGUGCUCUCCUAUCUAUUCUUCAGGCUAAGGGCGGACAUGCAGACGCCGUGCCGCAGCUAGGGGCUUACCAACCCCAUACUCCUCUGGACAUGACGGCUGGUGAGGCACCUCAACCUCGGACACCCCAUCAUCAUAACCAUCACCAUAUGCCUUCUAUCACCACUCAGCAACCGCCUCCCUCGUUCCCUUACUCGCCUAGCCAGGUCGCCCGGUGGAAUAUGCCCCCGCCACAGCAAGCGAGAAACGAACAGCCGUUUAACCAACAAUAUCCUAUCCCUGAGGGGCAGUACAAGAGCAACCAAGCUCCUUUGGUACAUCCCCAGCCACUUCCUCCUCAGGUGGAAAGGUCUGUUUUCAACAGGAGCGUAUUCCAAGAGAGCAAUCAGCCCAACUAUCCCGGUGCUCCUGUGCCAUUCAACAACCCACAGACAGGACAGUAUGGAUAUUCCAGCCAUGCAUCACAAGCCCCGAUUCCUGUAGAGCCUCCAAGACAACCCCAGUUGAACGGACAGUCGAUGGCGCUUCUGAACGCCUUCAAAGGUGCAAACGCCUCAGCUCAGCUCAAAGAGAACAUCCAACAACCUCAAAUGCCCAACCCCGGCUACCAGGGCCAGAAUCCAGCACCUGCUUACAGCAACUUUGGCGGACCGCAGAUACCUCCACAAGUCCCCCCGCAUACAGCUGGUAUCCUAGGUGGCUACAAUCGCUCUCAACCAAGUCCCAAGGAACUUCCCGGCUCCAAAGUUGGACCACCUGCUGAUAACCACCGAAACGCUCUCCUCGGCAUGUUUCGCAAGGAGGAUCAGGCCCAGCCACAGGCCCAGGUGCCCCAACCUGGCGGUCAGCCUGCUUCUGUAAACCUGCUGAACGAAUUGUUCCGUUCAGCAGGUGGAGAUGCUCGGCAGGCUCAAGUUUCCUCGCGAGCCAGCGCAGACACUAACCCGUCGAUUUCUCUGGAAGCAUUGUCUAUCCACCCUCGGCCUUCUGAAUCUGGUACCCCUGGGUCUCAAGGAAGGGCAGAUUAUGGGCAGCAACACGGCCCUCUUCCCCAAGGGCCGGCUACCUCUCAGCCCGCCCAGCCUAUCCGUAUUCUUCAGCGAGGCCAGAAUGACCAGUUCCUGCGUGUUUGCGGACCCUCGACAGCAUCUCCACAAACUUCACAGGCGUCGCCCAGUGGUCUUGCUGGUCACCUGCAGCCUGUGCCGGCGGGAGCCAGCCCCGGAGUCACACCGUCGUUCCCCGCGCUCAAGCAACGUCGUGAGUCUGGGCCUGACCAGAAACGACAACUUCUAUCUCUCUUUGGAAAACAACCAUCCCCUGCCAGCUUGGAGGCAGCUAAAGGAAAGGAGGUCAUCGCGGGAACACCGAGGUCUCGUCUUGCUUCUUUGGCUUCUGGCGCCGGCGAACCGGGGCUUGGAAACCUGCCCCCUUCUCGCCGCGGCAGCCAGACACCAAUUUCACCCGCGGAGCGCACCUUUUUGCUAGACUACUUGCAGUCUGUUACCAACAGCGCCAACCGGUGA